AGUACAAAGUUAAUAUUGUUAAGAACGUGAACUGAAGUGUAAGUGAUAGUUUUUGCUGAAUGGGCUCAGGCUGUGAGCUGUAACGUUGGUGAAACUGACGGCUGCACUGUCGGCAUCUCUGGGUGCUUACGCCACCACACUCUUAUCUGUGUUUAAUAGAAGAACGCAGAUAGUUCAGCACUUAAAGUGCAUUAUGGUGUUGCAUUAUUUUUAUGGCAGGCAUCUUGCAUGUCCGAGCUUUGGCCGCAAGUGCAAUUAACACACCCAUUAGAAAUAUAAUGCAAAAAGAUCCACAGGGGGGAUGUAAUUACUUGCAGAACGGUGCUGUGAUCUCACAGUUUAUUCAUAUUUAUUUAUAAGUGGAGACUGAUUUACACAAAAGGACCAACGAUGAGGCAAAAAAGAUAUUCUGAUAAUACCGAAAGAAGACACUGCUGUAACGUUUUAUUUUUAUACACAUUAAACCUAUUUGGUUAAUUUCAGCAUGUCAGCAACAGGCGUAGACUAAGAGCAUGUCUGCUUGAGAGCAGCACUGGAGAAUGAUCACAUGAUGAUAGUCGAGGACAAGGCAACAACAACAACAGACUGUAAUCAUUUUAUAUAAGUGAAAUAGAGAGAGUAAGAGAAAAUCACUGUGUUGUUUCCCUGUUCGUGAGAAAAUGAUCCACACCAUCGUGUCUGUUGUAGUUUGUCAUGAACUUCCUCUCCACGUUCACUCUGUAUUUGAACGUAUCUCCACUGCAGACCCUCGUUUUCCUUCUUAUCUGGUCAGAGUGCUUUUUACUGUUACAAUGGCUGAAGUACCUUGUGUUGUUUCCCACACUCUCUCAUCAGACCCUUGUUUUUCUUCCCCUCUGGUUCAGAUGUUUUUGAGGGGAUUACUGAGGCUUUUUAGGUCCGAUAUCAAGUAGUAUUUCCAAUGCUUAGCCGAUACUGUAGCUGCUCUCUACGCACUCUCUACUGCUGGCAUCCCGAGCUUGGAUAUUGGGUGGAAGGUUGAGUGGCACACCAGACCAAAAACACCAAACCAAAACAUGAGCACAGUUUACUUUUGAGCAACUUCUUUAUUAAUUGAAAUAUCGCUAUUUUUCCUGUUGUAUCGAUCAUCGUCUUGGGACGAGGGGGCAAGGAUAUAUCACCAACUCAAUUUUGACCCACCGUUAUUUGAUUGGUCACCAGUGCUUUUGUUUCUAUUGUACUGGUGGCAGUUUGAUUCUUGACUGUCUGUCAUCUGGACUGUCCCAUGCACAAGAAGCUGCAAUAAUCUAAGGGAGUGGAGUUGAAAGCAUAACUGUUUCUAGGGCUUUUUCUGUAUAAAAAUGAUUUAUAGCUGAAAACAGCCGGCCCUGACAACGCUAGGAACGUGUUUACCUAAAGUGAGAGAGAGAAGAGUCAAAGGACAACACCAAGAUUUGUGACUGCAGAGUGAGAGUUAGGGAGGACACCAAGUGCUUGUGAUAGACCCUGGACAACCAAAUAAGAGAACACUGCUGACAACAUUUCUGCUCACUCAUAAAAGCGAGGUUAAAUCAUCAUUCAACAUAUUAAUGCAUCACUCCAGUAACAGGAACAUCACAAUGUUAUGACCUCAAAUAUUAUACGAUACAUUGUAUCUUACAGUGCUUUGCAGCCAUGGAUUUUGUUUUUCAUAGCCUAUGGCAUUAUCUUAUCUCAUUAGUUAUUUCAGUAGUUGUUUGACUCAGACAUUAAGCACAAGCCCAUUUAGAGCCUCUAACUUACAUAAACCCUCCCCGGCCGUUGAAAUGCAUUUCUGGAACGGCGUUCUCUGCCUGCUCCAAUAUUUUAUCUCUCAACAAUUGAUUUGCCCUCCAACUGCACCACCACCACCACCACCACCACCACCCUUUCCUACUUAAACGGAGUCCAUUAUGUUGUGCAAAGUCAUCAGUUGUGAACUAUGCUCGCAUUCGUCUUUACUCUCAUUAAUCCUCCACCGCAGCACGAUCGUACCGAGGCGCACCACAAGGAACACAAACGCACUCAGGGACCGACGAUGCUCGUGUGUGUGUUAUGUCCCAGUGAACUGUGCGACACAUCAGCUUCACUGUUCUCAACUACAAAGUCAUAAACACAGUCACAGUGGCCACGUUGUUUCUGGGCUCUGAGUUAUGGAGCCUGCGUGUAUCGCUGAACGACCCAGUAGACACAAGCAGCGCCACAAAGGGCAGGGCAGGCUCCUUCACUCUAAGUGCAUAUACCAAACCAUCAGUGGAUGUGGAUCAAUGCUUAGUUUUACAGCUUUGCAUACUUGAAAUGACUGCGCAAAUAAAGACAGCUUAGACUGUCAAUCAGAGUCUAUUAGUAAAAAAAAUUCCUUCAGUAACAAUCACACACACACACACACACACACACACACUCACUGCUCAGGACAGAGUGAUGGAGGAUGUGGAGUAAGUAGGGGUGGAGUUGCAGGAGAGAUCCUCAAAAUGAACAGGACCAGGACUUAAAAUGCAGCCGAGUAGAAACAGAGAUGGAUCUUUGGCGAGUGGAGAUAGAUUUGGAUCAUUUUGGGCAAUUAAGACUCUAUGAAUUUCACUUGUCUUUGCAUGAACACAUGAUGGACCUUGGACCUGUGUGUACAGAAGAGGAUGCUCUCCACUCACUCUGAAAGAAUGUUUUGGGUUUUUUUCCCCCUCCUGACUGGUCAGUGGUUGAAGUCAUGGCUUUCAUUUAAGUGAAUAUAAUUGCUGAUGCCUGAGCAAAAGCGCUGAUAAACAGGAGGCGGCUGGAGGAAAAGGAGAUGAUUGGCAGCAGGUGACGUCGAUGAUAGGACGCGAGCUGUUCUAUUAAAAUUAUCUGUUUAGGAACACUUAAGGGGACACAAAUCAUUCCUUUAAAAUUUAAGCUUUUGCACACGUCGUAUCUAAUGCAAGGCAACGAUGGAGCUGGACGGCAUGGAAGUACUUGCCAUUAUUGUUGUGAUUGGACUGUUUGUUGUCGUGCUCAAACAGUUUGGGAUUUGGGAGCCCUUAUCACUGGAAGAUAGCGGUGACAGUGACCUCGAGCUCUCCAUGGUGCGUCACCAACCCGAGGGCCUUGAUCAGCUCCAAGCCCAGACCCAGUUCACCAGGAAGGAGCUGCAGUCACUUUACAGAGGCUUCAAAAAUGAAUGUCCCUGUGGACUUGUGGACGAGGAAACGUUCAAGAACAUUUACGCACAGUUCUUCCCUCAAGGAGAUGCAACCACGUACGCACAUUUCUUGUUCAACGCCUUUGACAUGGACAGAAGUGGCUCCAUCCGCUUCGAGGACUUUGUGAUCGGGCUGUCCGUGUUGCUCCGAGGCUCCGUGACAGAGAAACUCCGGUGGGCUUUUAAUCUGUACGAUAUCAAUAAAGACGGCUACAUCACCAAAGAGGAAAUGUUGGCAAUAAUGACAUCCAUAUACGACAUGAUGGGCAGGUAUACUUCCCCCAGUGUACGAGACGAUUCCCCUUUCGAGCAUGUGGAGAAAUUCUUCAAGAAAAUGGAUCGCAACAGAGAUGGAGUGGUGACAAUAGAUGAAUUCAUAGAAACUUGCCAAAAGGAUGAAAAUAUAAUGGCUUCCAUGCAACUCUUUGAGAAUGUCAUCUAAGAGGUGGCUCAGUGACGCUGCAUUGUGCUUCCAGGCCUGAAAGAGUCACGCAACACGUUUUCCUACAUUUGAAUACAAACACCCCUAUUUUUCCAGGCAGAAAAACUCACUCCACUGUUUCUUUGCAUGACAAAUUUUCCUUUUUUCUACACAUGCAAAAAAGAAUGAUGCCUUAUCAUUGCUACAAGAGCAUGAGUGAUUGCCCCACAAUUUAAAGCAUGUGAUGCCAGACCACAGGUGUUGAACAAUUUUUGAAAUUCGGGCAUAAGGGGGAUGGAAUUGUAUUGUUUUGCACCGCAAAGAACGUAGUAAUUUAUUCAGAUGUUUAUAUCGAGUCGUUAUAUCAUUUUGAGCGUACACCUGCUGAAAUGAAUGUCGACGUCCAUCGACUGUCGAGUAUCGUCUUUUUAUUAAGUUCCUCACAGACGGUAAUAAAUCUUAAAUGUGCCCA
Molecule: messenger RNA, 4044 nt
Organism: Solea solea (common sole)
Lineage: Eukaryota; Metazoa; Chordata; Actinopteri; Pleuronectiformes; Soleidae
Product: calsenilin-like
Exons: 8
Coding region: 2901-3593 (230 amino acids)
Biological process (GO): regulation of potassium ion transmembrane transport; negative regulation of transcription by RNA polymerase II
Cellular component (GO): nucleus; voltage-gated potassium channel complex
Molecular function (GO): calcium ion binding; RNA polymerase II cis-regulatory region sequence-specific DNA binding; potassium channel regulator activity
Source: RefSeq, a predicted model, not a curated record